AUGACUCGUCCGCCUCCCGGCGUGAGCUUCGCGCAAUUCUUCCCCAACGCCCCCAAGCUCAAAACAGAGGCCCAAGGACGUGCCAAGCGGGGCCUCCACGUCGUUGACCCGGCGCAAGACCCAGCCGCCAUGACAGAUGCCGACUCGAAUGGUUUCGCUCGACGUUGCCAACCCUCUUCCUCAUCAGAUCCCACCCUGCCGCAGCCGCAAGCCGACGACAACGGGUCGUCGCCGGGUGAUAUGCCCAGUACCGUGGGCUCAACAAGCUCACAUGCCAGCUCUGCAUCCUCCCUCUUCAGCGCCUCCUCUGCCCUGCCAGCUGCGACAGCCACGUCCGCCGGACCAUCCAUGAGCGCGACUCCCUUCACUUCCACAGACUCGCCCUCCUCCCUCCACGCGCCUGCGAAGUCUAGCAUGUCUACGCCUUCAAUCGUCGACCGCGCUUUGGGGCCACCGCCAGACAAUGCCGCGUCCGCUGGCCAACACCUGCGGCAAGACAGAAACUCCUCGAUUGAACGCAUCCCAGCUCGAGACCCCUUGCCUUCGAUCAAGGGCAUCAAGUGCAUACAUGACCCGCUCCUCGAUCGACUACGCAAAAAGGUUGUAAAUAAGAAUGCGAAACCAGUAUACAAGGAAUUCGGCUUGGUAUAUGACGCCCCCCCUGCGGAUCCUCGCCUGACAAAGGCGGGAGAUAGGUUGGGAUAUAUCAACACAGAUUAUUAUCUGCCCAAAGCGCGCCUGCGCCAUGCUCCUGAGAACCUCAAGCCGUAUCCCUAUGACCCGAAAACGUCCAUUGGGCCGGGCCCCCCUACCCAGGUCCUAGUCACCAAGUACAACCCGCUGGUGUCAUUCAACAAAGUUAUCGCCAUCUUCGCCGCCUUUGGCGAGAUUGCAGAGAGCAGCAACAAGAUGCAUCCAGAUACGGGCAGCUAUCUCGGCUUCGCAACCAUUCGAUACCGCGACUCUAAACGCCCAGACCGUCCGCGAGUGUCUGCUAUCGAUGCCGCGCGACGGGCUGUUCGCACUAGAGGAAUUAAGGUCGAUGCCGACAUUGUCAAGGUGGAAUAUGACCCUGAAGGUCGGAAGAGCCGGCGCAUGCUGGAAGAAGUCCUCAAGAGAGAGAGAGAAAAGCUGGCCAACGAGUCGGCACGAAUAAAGCCUCCUCCCACCGGGCCCAAAUCUUCGACUGCCCCUGGCUUUUCCAGGCCUCCUCCAACAGCACCCAAGGGCCUCGCACCCCAAAGACCUCACCCGACGCUUGGAGUCCCAGCUACAGCGCCCUCACAAUUAGCAAAUGAUCCAUAUAUAUUUGUUGGGUCUGAAAGUGUCCCGACUCUUCCCAGUAUAAUACCCCAUAUGAAGAAGCGAUUAAAGAAUUAUGGAUUUGAAGAUAUCCGCCUCGACAAAACAGGGUUCUAUAUCGUUUUUCGAAACUCCUUUACCGGGCGAAGCGAAGCUGAACGAUGUUUUCGGGCUGUUAAUCACACCGAAUUCUUCAACUACAACAUGGCUAUGCAACUUUGCGUACCGCGAACAUCCUAUAUCGAUUCCGCCUCGAAAUCAAGCCCUAGCCCCGAGCGAGCACCUAGAAAGGAUCAUCGGGCAGAGAAGGCAGAGUUGGAAAGGAAGCGCCGAGAAGAGGAGGCCGACCUUGAAGAAGAAAAGAGGCAGAGGGCCAAGAAUUUUGACCCUGUAAUCGAAGCCGUCGAGGUGGUUCGGCGCGAAAUGACUGAACAUCUCAUCAGGCAUAUCCGCACUCAAGUUGCGGCGCCGGCUCUGGCCGAAUUUCUCAAUCCAGCUAAUCACGUUGCCAAGCGUCGGAAACUUAACAUCGACCCUGCAGAGACGGAAGAAGACGCCUUCGAUAGUGGUAGCACCAGCCCCAAACUGGGGACUCCCAAUUCUCGAGCAGAUCCUAUCGAGCGCCGGACCGGCCGAUUGGAGCCCAAGGCCCUCCCAAGGAUUCGCAAGAGUAAAACAAAGGGUCUCGCUCAUCGGAGCACCUUUGUCGAUCCUUUUGCACGAAAACGGCCUUCGGCGACGCGUACAGCGUUUCGAUCCUUGCAUCAUCGUCUCAAAAGCUUGGAUAGCGACUUUGAGUCUGACGAUGAUGCAGAUGCCAGAGUACUGACGGCUCGAGAUGUUCGCCAUUCGGAAUCACGCCCACGAAGUCGCAUGAGUACUGAUGAUGAGGCUUCCAAGGAUGAUUUUGCCUCGUGGGGCCCAGGUGAAGACGACUCCAUGACGGAGGCCAGUCUGGCCAUUGACAGCUCAAUUGUGAAGAAACGGAAGUUGGAAGUCUCGAUUGAGAAGGCAUUCAAGAGACAGAAGAAAUCCGACGAGGAAUUAUUUGGCGUCAAGAUCGAUCAGAUUGAUGCGGAGUUUAAAGUCGUCGAGGACUCUGACGAUACUGGUCUGGACCUGGAAGCGGCUGCGGAGCGAGAGGACUCGACUCUCCCUGAUGGACCCUUGUCACAAGCUGAAAAGCCGUCCAAGACAAAGCCCACCAAACCUAAACGAAAAUCUAAGAAACAGUUGCUCCAGGAACAAGAGGCGCAGGCUAAACAGUCUGAGGCCGAAUCACAGCUUUCGGAUGCGGAUGAAGCGAAACCCACCAGCGAGACCGUGCCAGAGCCCGAGAUCGUACCCGAGAAAUAUGACGAGAGGCUUUUCGCGACCAAGCCAAUGACUGCGGCGGCAGCACUCCCCGACGGUUUCAAACCCGACAUUACUUCUUUGGCGGCUCUGUCCCUGGGACCCACUGACGUUCCGGAUCUCACUAGAUUGCUCAAGAAGUUCCAGAUCGAAGAGAUUGGCAACCCCGAGCUGUGGUUGUGGAAACGGAACCGCGUCAGGGAACUCAACACGUCUGAUGGUCUCAUAGGCGGCCCAGUUCGUAUUGAGGGUUAUUAUGUGCCGAAUGCAAGUGGCUGCGCUCGAACUGAAGGAGCCAAGAAGAUUCUCAACUCGGAGAAGUCAAAGUACCUACCGCAUCACAUCAAGGUCCAAAAGGCCAGAGAGGAGCGGGAGGCCAAUUCCAAGAAGACGGGCAGGGAUGCCACUAUGGCGGCGAAUGAAGCUGCCAAGUUGGCCGCCGAAAAACUCAUCGCCAAGGGCAACUCCCGAGCAAACCGCGCCACAAACCGACGAUAUGUGGCUGACCUCAAUGACCAGAAGAAGACGCUUGGCCAAGACUCUGAUGUCUUCAAAUUCAACCAGCUUAAGAAGCGGAAGAAACCCGUCAAGUUUGCUCGCUCUGCUAUUCACAACUGGGGCUUGUACGCUAUGGAAAAUAUCAACAAGGACGACAUGAUCAUCGAGUAUGUGGGUGAGGAGGUUCGACAGCAGAUUGCAGAGAUUCGGGAAAAUCGCUACCUCAAAAGCGGUAUCGGCAGCAGUUAUCUGUUCCGAAUCGAUGACAAUACGGUCAUUGAUGCCACGAAAAAGGGAGGCAUUGCACGAUUCAUCAACCACAGCUGCAUGCCCAACUGCACCGCCAAAAUCAUCAAGGUCGAGGGUAGCAAGCGAAUUGUCAUUUAUGCUCUACGUGAUAUUGCCAUGAACGAAGAAUUAACAUACGACUACAAGUUCGAGCGGGAGAUUGGCAGUCUAGACCGUAUCCCCUGCUUGUGUGGCACGGCGGCGUGCAAAGGGUUCCUCAACUGA
Molecule: messenger RNA, 3666 nt
Organism: Trichoderma virens Gv29-8
Lineage: Eukaryota; Fungi; Ascomycota; Sordariomycetes; Hypocreales; Hypocreaceae
Exons: 4
Coding region: 1-3666 (1221 amino acids)
Cellular component (GO): Set1C/COMPASS complex
Molecular function (GO): protein binding; histone H3K4 methyltransferase activity
Source: RefSeq, a predicted model, not a curated record